GGCAGCAAAGCUGCACUGCGCGAGCCUCACUGGUGCGUGGAGGAGCAGGGGCACCUUGCAGAGAAUUGUUGGCUGAGGAGCCAAGGAGAAAAUCCUUUGUUCUGAGCUGAGGGCUAUCGGCAAGCAACAUGGAAAGCUGCUGGACUGUGGCCGUCAGCUCAGAGCUGGCGUACACAUUCCCAACACUCGUGGAUCUCUCCGCCAAACAGAUUGUGGCAAUCUGGGAUGCUGUAUCAGAUUUCAUCCUGGAAAAGAUGAAGCUGAACAAGGGAGUCGUGGUUCCAGGACUCGGGAUCUUUGCUGCGGUCCAAGAGGAGUUCCACAGCAAAGAACUGGCGGUUCCAGUUAGAAGACCCGUCUUCGAGUUGGACAUUGGGGUGAUAUGGCUGAAGGAGCUCCAGUCCCCCAACGACAUCAUCCCUGAUGAUGUCAAGAUUGAGCCGCUCAACUAUCGGCAGCUCGGGGGCGCCAUCGGCAUCUCAAUGCACAGGGUGAAGCGCUGCGUACAGGAGACCGUUCUCUUGUAUUGGCACCUCCUGAAGAGCAAGGCUGACGUCUCCUUCUUCUUCAAAAACAUUGGUGUCAUGACAUGCCGGGACAACUUCCUCUGCAUGAGGUUUUUCCACAGCUGCAUCGAAACGCUGGAGAGCAAAUCCAGCAUAAUUGCAAUGCUCCACAGUAGAACUUGGCCAAAACAUUACGCUGACGUGGGGCCAGAGACCAUCGCUGAUGGGAUCCACAUGUUCCCGAGGUUUCAACUGACCGUGAAAAUGAGCAGAGAAGAGGCUGCUGCUUAUGGAGCGCGGAAGAUGAGUAGAGUGGGCCCUGGUGGCAGGCUGCUGCGGAGGCAGAAGUCAGUUCUCCCACCCAUGCUGUUGUUCUUCGAGUCAGACUCAAGGCAGGAAGAUGUGGCCAAGAAGCCUUCUGCCAGCGUGCUCCCACCAUGUGCAGGCAGCUCCCGCGGGACAAAGAAAGCAGGGCAGAAGGAAGCGUUGACUGCUGCCCAGACUCGCGAUGCGCUCCCUGCGACUGACGACAAUAAAAGAGUGCUGCAGGAGCUCCGGGAAGCGUCUGCAUCACGGAAAAAAGAAGACAGCACGAGGAGCAUGAGGCCUGUGUACCGGAAGGAAAUAGAGAAGGAACGGGCAAAAAGGGCGGCUUGCGAUGUGUGGAGUGCUGAGAAGGACCAGCACACACAGCAGCGCUUUGCCAGGGUAAGCGUGCAUGUUCCGCAUCCUCCAGCCCAGCCCAAGGGACAACAAGUGAGGAGGAGGUGGAGGAAGGAUGUGGAAGCUGUGCCAGGAGAUAGAUUGGGAGCAUCGACCAAGCUGGUACUGCAUGCUAACCUCCUUCCCCCACGAGCGGCUCAGGUGCUGCGAAAGUUGGAGCUGCACAUCCACCAACAAGAGUCUUUUGCCAGCGCAGUGGAAAAAAACCGCAAGAAGCUGGAGCUGAAGCGGCAGCUCCCCUGGUAAGCUCCAUAGGCAGCAGAUCCUGAGAGUCGGGCUGGAGCCCGGCCUGCACUACUUCCCUGCACUCAGCCCCUAACGCUCUGUGCACUGUUCUUUUCACCUCCCCAGUGCUCGAUGCUUGCGCCACUCCAAAGGGGAAGGUGCUGGCAACAGUGAUGACCACAGUGGAGCUCCCGGCACGGGGGCUGGGAAGAUGUCCAGCCUUCCACCUCUAAAUGGAAAACCAUAAAGCAAAGGCUCAUAGAAUGGCCUGGGUAGAAAAGGACCUUGCAGAUCAUCCAGUUUCAACCCCCCUGCUAUGUGCAGGGUCACCACACCAGGCUGCCCAGAGCCACAUCCAACCUGCCUUGAAUGCCUCCAGCGCUGGGGCAUCUACCACCUCUCGGUAGACUUUUCCAGCGUAUCACCAUCCUCCCUGUGAAGAACUAAUAUCUAACUAAAUUCAACCCCCCUUUCACAGUUUAAGCCCAGUCCCCCUUGUCCUAUCACUACACACCCACCCUCAUUUACAGCCAUUCCCUGUCCAGUUUAUAUCCUCCCUUCAAGAACUGGAAGGCCACAAUGAGGUCUCCCCGGAGCCUUCUCCUUUCAAAAGUAAACAAGCCCCAGUUCCCUCCACCUUCCAUCAAAGGAGAGGUGCUCCAGCCCGCCCAUCAUCUUAGUGGCCUCCUCUGUAUUCCACCCAAGAGCUCUGCAUCUUUCUUGUACUGGGGCCCUAGACCUGGACGCAGUAAUCCCAAUAUAAAU
Molecule: messenger RNA, 2219 nt
Organism: Coturnix japonica (Japanese quail)
Lineage: Eukaryota; Metazoa; Chordata; Aves; Galliformes; Phasianidae
Source: RefSeq, a predicted model, not a curated record